AUGACAGAAAAAACUGAAAAAUCUCAUAAAGAUUGGUGGCGUCAUUCAGUUGUGUAUCAAAUUUAUCCACGUUCAUUUUUUGAUUCAAAUGGUGAUGGUAUUGGUGAUAUUCAUGGUAUAACAAUGAAACUUGAUUAUAUUAAAAAAUUAGGUGUCGAUAUUAUUUGGUUAAGUCCAGUUUAUGAUUCACCAAAUCAUGAUAAUGGUUAUGAUAUACGUGAUUAUACAAAAAUUAUGACUGAAUUUGGUACCAUGGAUGAUUUUGAUCUUCUAUUAAAAGAAAUGAAAAAACGUCAUUUAAAAUUAGUUAUGGAUCUUGUUGUUAAUCAUACAAGUGAUGAACAUCCAUGGUUUCUUGAAUCAAAAAAAGCUAAAGAUAAUCCAUAUAGACAUUUUUAUCACUGGCAACCUGGUCAACAUGGACAACCACCAAAUAGAUGGCGUGCUUGUUUUGGUGGUUCAUGUUGGACAUACGAUAUUAUCACGAGUGAAUAUUAUUUACAUACAUUUACAGAAAAACAACCAGAUCUCAAUUGGACAAAUCCUUUGGUACGUGAAGAAGUUUAUAAAAUAAUGCGUUGGUGGCUUGAUAAAGGUGUUGAUGGAUUUCGUAUGGAUGUUAUUAAUUUUAUUUCUAAAGCCGAUGGUUAUCCCGAAGGUGAACCUAUUGAUGAUGAUCAACAUACAGAUGGUUCACCAUAUUUCAUAAAUGGACCACAUGUACAUGAUUAUAUUCAAGAAAUGCAUGAAAAAGUUUUAAGACAUUAUAAUCUAGUUACUGUUGGAGAAUGUCCAGGUGGUCGUUUAAAAGAUGCCGAAUUAUUUAGUUCACCUGAUCGAAAUGAAUUAAAUAUGAUAUUUACAUUUGAACAUAUGGAUUUAGAUGGUGGUAAAUGGACACCAAAAUUACUUGAUUUAAGACUUUUAAAAGAUCAUUUUACAGAAUGGCAAAAAUAUUUAUAUAGAAGAGGAUGGAAUAGUUUAUAUUGGAAUAAUCAUGAUCAACCAAGAAUUGUUUCACGAUGGGGAAAUGAUUCACCACAAUAUCGAGUAUUAUCAGCAAAAAUGCUUGCAACAUGUUUACAUUUUCUUCGUGGAACACCUUAUAUUUAUCAAGGAGAAGAAAUCGGUAUGACUAAUGUUCGAUUUUCAACAUUAGCCGAGUAUCGUGAUAUAGAAACAACAAAUUUUCAUCGUGAUGCAAUUCAAAAAGGUUUAUUAUUAGAAGAAAUAAUGGCAGCUAUUUAUGCUAAAUCACGUGAUAAUGCUCGUACACCAAUGCAAUGGUCUGGUAAAUUACCACAUGCUGGUUUUACUAAUGGUGCAGCUGAUGUAAUACCAUGGAUUAAUGUUAAUUCAAAUUAUGUAGAUAUUAAUGUUGAACAAGCUCUUGAAGAUCCACAAUCAAUUUUUUAUUAUUAUCAAAAACUUAUUGAAUUACGUCGACAAAUGGCAAUUCUAGUACAUGGUAAUUAUGAUAUAUUACAUAGAGAUAAUACACAUAUAUUUAUAUACAAACGUUAUAAUGAUGAAGGUCAAGAAUUAAUAAUUGCAUCUAAUUUUAGUCCAGAACAAACUAAAAUUGAUGAUAUUGAACUUUCUCAACGUUUAAAGAAUCAUAAACAAUUAUUAAUUAGUAAUUAUGAACAAGAUAAUAAAUUAGAUUGGCUUGAUUUUCGUCCUUAUGAAGCAUGGGCACUUGAAAUUUCAUAA
Rotaria sp. Silwood1 is the source of this 1713-nucleotide messenger RNA. The record is from the annotation of a GenBank genome assembly. Lineage: Eukaryota; Metazoa; Rotifera; Eurotatoria; Philodinida; Philodinidae.